AUGGAUGGGUAUGCUGAGACGUCAGGACAAUUAAUCAAUUAUUCAAAGUCUUCUUUGUGCUUCUCAUAUAAUACACCUCUUGAUGUGCGACAUAAUGUAUAUUCUAUAUUGAGAGUGAUGGAGCAAAAAGACUUGGGAGUAUAUUUGGGUUUGCCAACGCCAAUAGGGAUUAAUAAGUGUGAGGUGUUUCAGUUUAUGAAGGAUAGAAUGUGGCAGAAACUCAACUCUUGGAAGCAGAGAUAUCUAUCUAGGGCGGGGAAAGAAGUGAUGUUAAAAACUGUUCUUCAGGCACUUCCAACAUAUGCUAUGGAUUUAUUUUUGGUGCCGCAAACAAUUUGUUAUAAAUUACAGCGACUUAUGGCUCGAUUUUGGUGGGGGAGAGAGAGCUCUCACGAACGAGGUAUGCAUUGGGUAAGUUGGGAAUGGAUGGCGAAAUCAAAGUUUGAUGGUGGGUUGGGAUUUAAGAAAUUGCAUGAGUUCAAUUUAUCUAUGUUAGGGAAGCACGCAUGGGCAAUUUUCACUAGAGAUGAUUCAUUGGUGACAAGAACUCUCAAGGCCAAGUAUUUUCCGUUUGGCUUUUUUUUAGAUUCGGAGAUUGGGAGUAAUCCAAGCUACUUGUGGAGAAGUUUGUGGAAGAGUAAAAAGUUAAUUGCGUUAGGUUCUCUCAAAAGAGUUGGACAUGGUAGAAGCAUUUGGGAGGAUCCAUGGGUGCUAUUAAAUUUGAAUGGUAAGGUUUCUACUCCUCAACAGACAGAUUCUGAUGUGUUUUUUGUUUCUGAUCUGAUUCAACAGGAAUGCUGA
This is a messenger RNA of Manihot esculenta (cassava), 801 nucleotides long. RefSeq lists its product as uncharacterized. Bases 1 to 801 code for a protein of 266 amino acids. The transcript has a single exon. Lineage: Eukaryota; Viridiplantae; Streptophyta; Magnoliopsida; Malpighiales; Euphorbiaceae. The record is from RefSeq and is a predicted model, not a curated record.